AUCUGUCCCGGUGAGCAGGCAGCCAGCGCGCGGCCGUACCCUGACACAUCCAAGAAGCCGGCGCCGGGGUUGGACGCACGGAUACAAAUGAGCCGCAGCACACCGGUGUCCUGAACCUCUCUGUCUGCUUCCACGCUGUUUCUGCCCGGACUUCAGGAAGAACAUGGUGGCCCAUUGAAACAAAAGAGGAAAAAAAAUAAUAAAAGAUGAGUCAGAAGGACACUUUGCUGCAUCUCUUCGCCGGGGGAUGCAGCGGCACCGUGGGAGCCAUCGUCACCUGCCCGCUGGAGGUGUUAAAGACGCGGUUGCAGUCGUCGGGCCUCACCCUCCGGCCCGUUUUCCAGGUCCAGCUGGGGACGCUGAAUGGCGCCGGGGUUAUCAGACCCGGGACGGUGACCCCUGGGCUGCUGCAGGUGCUCCGAUCGAUCCUUGAAAAGGAGGGACCAAGUUCUCUUUUCCGCGGGCUGGGGCCGAAUCUUGUGGGCGUUGCCCCGUCAAGGGCCAUUUACUUCGCUGCCUAUUCAAAGUCAAAGGAGAUGUUCAAUGGGCUGUUUGUCCCCAACAGCGGACUGGUCCACAUGUCCUCAGCUGGCACUGCAGCUUUUGUUACCAACUCUCUGAUGAACCCCAUCUGGAUGGUGAAGACAAGGAUGCAGCUGGAGAAAAAAGCCAGAGGAGAGAAGAAGAUGAACGCCCUGCAGUGCGCCCGCUACGUUUACAGAACAGAGGGCAUCCGGGGCUUCUACCGCGGCCUGACCGCCUCCUACGCUGGCAUCUCCGAAACCAUGAUCUGCUUCCUCAUCUACGAGACGCUGAAGAAGCACCUCGCCAAGAGCCAGUUCGCCUCCCCGAACGGCGACCGCGAGAAAGGAGCGUCCGACUUCCUGCGGCUCAUGAUGGCGGCGGCUUUUUCAAAGGGCUGCGCGUCCUGCAUAGCUUACCCACACGAAGUCAUCCGGACAAGGCUGCGAGAAGAAGGCAGCAAGUACAAGUACUUCUUCCAGACGGGCAGGUUGAUAGCUGUGGAGGAAGGCUACGCAGCUUUUUACAGAGGACUCAUUCCACAGCUGAUCAGGCAAAUCCCCAACACGGCCAUUGUCCUGUCCACCUACGAACUCAUUGUCCACCUGCUGGGAGAAUCCAAGUGACGCUUGAAAGCCGGGACUUUCCUCACCCACGACGGAUUCCACACACAAAACACGACGACACGCGGGGCGAGAGACUGAAGGAAAACGUAGCAACGUCGGAGCGUUGAAACUGUAGCAUCUUGUUCCGUCAUCCAAAGAGUUGUUGUCCACAUCGUUUAAUUCAGAGCUUGUUAGUUUAUCAGCACAGAGCUUCAGUACUGAAACGCGUACCUGUGGAGGGGUCAUGUUCCUAGAGGACUAGUGUUAAGUUAACUAAAUUAUUUUUGUUUUUUGUAAUUUUGAAGGUGUACGUUUUUUUUUUUUUUUUUUUUUUUUUGUUCUAUCACUGUACCAUAACGAAUGCUGUGAGCAGCUCGACUCGGUUAGUUGAUAUCAUUCAGGAGAAGCGCUGUUCUUUCUUAGUGGCGGCUAACGCAGGCUACCUUGAGAUUUCUGUUUUACAAUCUGUUUUGAAGUUGGUGUUUUGAGCUGAAAAGAGAUUUAUCAUAUUUUUCCAUAAAUGCUCAAUCUACCGAAGCA
Fundulus heteroclitus (mummichog) is the source of this 1667-nucleotide messenger RNA. It is a transcript of the gene slc25a33, whose product is annotated as solute carrier family 25 member 33. The record is from RefSeq and is a predicted model, not a curated record. The transcript has 7 exons. Gene Ontology annotation, biological process: pyrimidine nucleotide import into mitochondrion. NCBI's taxonomy places the organism in Eukaryota, Metazoa, Chordata, Actinopteri, Cyprinodontiformes, Fundulidae. The coding region runs from base 207 to 1148 and encodes 313 amino acids. Gene Ontology annotation, molecular function: pyrimidine nucleotide transmembrane transporter activity. Gene Ontology annotation, cellular component: mitochondrion.